AUGUUAUUGGGUGAACAAUUUUCUGAGUUGGGCACCUUCAUUGUUCCUAAUGGCAACCGAACAUGGCAAGUUAGAAUAGAAAAAAAUGGGAAUGGGAAGAAGAAGAAAGAUGUUUGGUUCAAAGAUGGUGUUAAUGAUUUUUUCAAGUUCCAAAAUCAUAACAAGAACCACAAUGAUGAUGGUGAUGAAAAUGAUGAUAAUGAUGCUGGUGUUGAUGAUGAAAAUGAUGAUGUAGAGAUUUUGAAUGUUAAUCCAUCUCCUCAUGGCACAUUUAAACGAAAAUCCUUCAAGAGUCCACAAAAGAAAGGUAGGCCUAGAAAGCAACAAAAAAGUACUAAUGUUGCUCCCAUGGCCGCCGCUGGACCAAGUCAAGUUUCAACUAAGAAAAAGAAACAAAGAGAGAGCUUUAACAAGGCUCAACCAAUGAAGAAGGUGUUCAACUCAUUGCUUCUAGAGCACUAUAAUCACAAUGAUGAUGGUGAUGAAAAUUAUGAUUAUGAUGCUGGUGUUGAUGAUGAAAAUGAUGAAGAUGAAAAUGAUGAUGUAGAUAUUUUGAAUGUUAAUCCAUCUCCUCAUGGCACAUUUAAACGAAAAUCCUUCAAGAGUCCACAAAAGAGAGGUAGGCCUAGAAAGCAACACAAAAGUACUAGUGUUGCUCCCAUGGCCGCCGUCGGACCAAGUCAAGUUUCAACUAAGAAAAAGAAACAAGGAGAGAGCUUUAACAAGGCUCAACCAAAUGAAGAAGGUGUUCAACUCAUUGCUUCUAGAACAAUAUGUGUCGAGAUAGACUAUCCAUUUGACUAUGUUCCAAGGUUCCAAAACCAUAACAAGAACCACAAUGAUGAUGGUGAUGAAAAUGAUGAUAAUGAUGCUGGUGUUGAUGAUGAAAAUGAUGAAGAUGAAGAUGAUGAUGUAGAUAUUUUGAAUGUUAAUCCAUCUCCUCAUGGCACAUUUAAACGAAAAUCCUUCAAGAGUCCACAAAAGAGAGGUAGGCCUAGAAAGCAACACAAAAGUACUAGUGUGGCUCCCAUGGCCGCCGCCGGACCAAGUCAAGUUUCAACUAAGAAAAAGAAACAAAGAAAGAGCUUUAACAUGGCUCAACCAAAUGACGAAGGUGUUCAACUCAUUAUUUCUAAGAGUGGAAAUAGCUCAAGAUGA
Messenger RNA from Humulus lupulus (European hop), 1158 nucleotides. RefSeq lists its product as uncharacterized. The record is from RefSeq and is a predicted model, not a curated record. The transcript is spliced from 5 exons. Bases 1 to 1158 code for a protein of 385 amino acids. Gene Ontology annotation, molecular function: DNA binding. NCBI's taxonomy places the organism in Eukaryota, Viridiplantae, Streptophyta, Magnoliopsida, Rosales, Cannabaceae.